Molecule: messenger RNA, 921 nt
Organism: Ornithodoros turicata
Lineage: Eukaryota; Metazoa; Arthropoda; Arachnida; Ixodida; Argasidae
Exons: 4
Coding region: 226-921 (231 amino acids)
Source: RefSeq, a predicted model, not a curated record
AUAACGCUGUUCCCACUAUCUUCCCUGAUCUCCCGAAGUACUGUAACUUGAAGGUUCCAAAGAAGAGAAAAGAGAGAAAUCUGACAAAUAGUAAUCCACCAUCCGAAACAAAACGACGACGUAAAGACGCCGUCAGAGUUCAACCCAGCAAUUGGAGAUGACCUGGACGAACUGGCUGAAACUGCACCUCGACGCAUUGCUGUUAGCUCUGUAGCUCCACCUCCCAUGUGGACAAAGCACGAUUUUGGGGAAAGCACUGCUUUUUCCGAUACAUCCCUUGCAAGCACAAGAAACGAGCUCGUUACAAUGAAAUUGCUGCUGGUUGAUCAUCCAGACAUGCAAGAUGGGAGUGUUGCGUAUGAACUGUACUUCAAGGGCAGCUUAUUCAGAAAGGACAGGCUGCACAGCACGGACGAGCUGGUAGAAACACUGCAGCAUGCCGCUUCCUUGGACCUGUGCAGUGGAUGUGGAAAAACAGAAGAUUUUAUGCCCCUGUUGAUCGAACAUAUUCCCUCAGUGCGAGUCCGAAAUGGAGACGUGAUUAGCAGGAAGUGCACAUUGGUGACAAACAUCAAAGGGACCGCUUGCUUGCAGUGCAAAUACACAAGGAAGCUGCUACUAACGAGGAAAUGUAAAUCUCAAAAGCAACACAGCAAAAAGAUACCGUCGACGCUCAGGGCCCUGAAGAAGCAGGUGAAGCGACGGGACACAAAAAUCCAUUCCCUCCAGAGCAAAGUACGAGAAAUGCAUCAAAGGACAGCACAGAUUGAGACUGAAGUGCUUGAGGAGAAGAUUAAGUCCCUCAAGUCCCAAAAACAGCAGCUGCGGUCAGGGCUUGCUUUGAGGCUGCAAAGCGCACUUCAACCAGAGGCAUGCACUACGAACAAGAAUGGGUGUUGGAGUGCAUCAUCUUACGUAUGA